Molecule: messenger RNA, 1039 nt
Organism: Sinocyclocheilus rhinocerous
Lineage: Eukaryota; Metazoa; Chordata; Actinopteri; Cypriniformes; Cyprinidae
Product: zinc finger protein 239-like
Exons: 3
Coding region: 1-921 (306 amino acids)
Biological process (GO): regulation of transcription by RNA polymerase II
Cellular component (GO): nucleus
Molecular function (GO): DNA-binding transcription factor activity, RNA polymerase II-specific
Source: RefSeq, a predicted model, not a curated record
AUGGUCCCUAGUGAACGAAUAAUUGAAAGUGUAACGCUACAAGGAAAUGAGGAGAAUGAAGAAUUGAGUGACGUUGAGGAGAAACAUCAUAUAAAAACAAGAGAAAAACCUUGGAGUUGCUCUCAAACCAAACAGAAAGAUUUAAAGAAAAGAAGAGCCAAGACAUCUCUCACCUGCACUCAGUGUGGAAAGAGUUUGACAAGCAAACAUAGUCUUAAUGUUCACAUGAGAGUUCAUACUGGAGAGAAACCGUACAAGUGUUCACACUGUGACAAGAGAUUCAUUUAUUCAGGACACCUGAAAAGACACGAGAGGAUCCACUCUGGCGAGAAACCGUACACAUGUGAUCAGUGCGGAAAGAGCUUCACACGAAAAGGACACCUUAAGAGGCACAUGCGCGUUCAUACUGGAGAGAAACCGUUCACUUGUGAUCAGUGCGGGAAGAGUUUGACACAAUCAGCACAUCUUAAGGAUCACAUGAUGAUCCACACGGCAGAGAAGCUGUACACAUGUGAUCAAUGUGGCAAAACAUUUUUGAGGGCACUAUACCUGAUGAAACACAUGAGAAUUCACACUGGUGUGGGAGAGUACAUGUGCUUUGAGUGUGAGAAGACUUUUACUUCAGCAAACACUUUAAAACUGCAUGAGAUGAUUCACACUGGAGAGAAACCUUACAAGUGUUCACAAUGUGACAAGAGAUUCAGUCAGGCAGCACAUCUGAAAAGACACGAGAGGAUCCACACUGGAGAAAAACCUUACAAGUGUUCACACUGUGACAAGAGAUUCAGUCAGUCAGGAGACCUCAAUAAACACGAGAGGAUCCACACUGGAGAGAAACCGUAUCAAUGCACUGCAUGUGGGAUGCGUUUCAUUCAAUUAUCUUCUCUACACAGACAUACAAAAAACAAUCACUGUAAGUAGAUCAUCUUCAGAUCAGCACUUUCAGGUCUGAUGCUGCGUCCUCACCAAAUGAGAUACAAUAAUACAUCAAGCAAUAAAAUAUCAUCUGGAUAAAUCUGUCCUAACCAGUCAUUACAAG